GAGAUGAUUUAAGUCCUGCCUGCUCCUCACAGGCAGUAUAAACAUUAGGGGUGACUGUCAGCUCUUUCUCUCUUCAGUGACUAAACCAGCACACAGUACCUGUUCCAGUGCAAGGCCAGUCUGAGCGGAGCAGCGCUCAUGCUGUGGGCUGCAGGGAGCACGUCCACCAGGAUCAGCAUCUCCUGAGCUACUCGGGGACACAUUCAGAGCUCAGUGCUGACACCAGGAGUCUCUUUCCCCCCAGGAGCUGCCACAGAGGACACGCUGCCAGCGGUCAGAAUACAAGCUCUCAGGGAUACCAUAAGGCUGCAGCCAAUGGCUGCCAGGAAGCCCCUGGAAGAUGUGUCUGAUCCCUCAGUUUUAGCCCAAGCUCACCUCUCCGGCCUGCAUGCUGGCUGGACAUCAGUGGUGACUUGAAGCGACUUGCUUGCUGGUCUAAAAACUGAGGGAAACCCUGAGGCAACAGAUGAAAAGACUACUUCAGACACCUUAGUCAGAAAAAGGAGAGGGCUUGGGGACCAGACACUCUAAUGCAUUCCCAAGCCUGACUCUGCCUCCACCUUCAUUGUGAAUGUUAUCAAUACAACAAGGGAAUAAGAAAAACAAGAAGGAAUGUGACGCUGUAAUAAUCGAUACAGUGGCAUAGGAAUAUCAUGUGACUAGAACGAAGUAUGCUUGUAAUGGGCAUGCAGACAGGGAGUGUAUGGAAUGCGUGACAACUGAAAAUAAAUAUUUCUACUAAAUCAAGCAUUUACUCCCUCGAUGAGUGCAUUGAACCACAAUGAGAAUCUGGCUGUUUUUAGCCCAGAAACCUUAAAAGGGCCCCGUUUUCUGGACACCCCUUCUUCAUUUUUCAUCCAGUCUCAUCCAGGGAGGCAUGUGUUUAUUGUCUUCUCUAGCCAGACAAUAUUAAUUCCUACAGUUGCCAGUCUUCAUAGGAGAGAGUAUACAGAUAUUUCACAUUCCAUUUAGUCCUGUGUAUAUGAUUUCCUUGGUUCCCACAGCUCAAGGUAUUCUAAUCCUUCAUGAUCAGAUAGGUCCAGGACUGCAGAUCCAGCUCAGUUUGAUUGCCAGCAGGCAAGCUGACAGAGGGACCUCCUCAUCAUGGCUGACUUCUUACAACAUUCCACUCAACUCCUGCUUCAGUUUUUGCUCAUGCCACCUUUCCCAUCAAUGCCACUUUAUAGACUACUCAGUCCUCCAGGUGACUUAUCUCUCCCAUAGGGUUUCUGUCCCCUUUUACACCCAAGCAUGAAACAGGGGAUGGGUGGGGUAUCAGGACAGUUGGGGUGGUUCAUAGAAAGUCCCAGGUGGAUAGUCCAGCAUGACUUUUUAGAGCAUAGGGAUCCAUGCCCCCUGCUGUAUCUACUCCCAUAAAAACAAAAAGAAAUCCUUUAACACAUUUCCAAUCAUUAAAAAUUUCUAUCUCCUAAUGAAAAAUAUACGGUAUCUUUUCUGAGAAGGGAAGGAGCCUCUCAUCCUUGUUUAGCUACCUCAUGUGAGAACCAAGGUCUCAUGGUGAUGUUUAAGGUUAUCAGAAGUGGAUUUUCUGGAGGGUUCCACAGAACAGGUGGAAAGGGGUGUGAGGGUAUGUGCUGGUGCUGUCUUCCUAGAUUUGCCACCAUGAAGAAGUAUUAUUUUCAUAACAUUACAAAUAGAGAAAACUAAAGCAAGAUAAACAAAGAAUAAUGUGGACAGGAAAGUUUGGAUAAAAGAAUCAGGCUUUGAAAUUAGUUGUAAGAAUGAAGAGUAUCUUAAAGAAGAAGGACUUUCCAAGAUAAGGGAAGAGACUGAGCAAGGGCAAAUUUUACAUCCAGGUCAGAAGUCUACACAAUGUCUGGACAGAAAGAGAAGGGCUGCUGGAUACAAUGCUGUGGCCAAGACUGAUGUUAUAUUUUUCCUUCCCUCUUCUCUUCUCCCCAUAGUGCCUUCUCCUGCUCCAGCCAUGGGUCAGUCCCCCUCUUCCCAACCCUCUCAUGGUGGUGAUUUGGCCUCCAGCUUUGAGAGGUUUUUUAAGGACUUCAAGAUGGAAAGCAAAAUCAUCUCUCAGGAAGCCAUCAAGUCAAUUCAAUCAAGCCUGAAAGUGGGGGACCUUCAGAGUGCAUGUUCUGUCAUCAAUAAUGCAUUGAGAGAUAUCAAUAAUGCCCCACUGAGCAUUGCUGUGACUGGGGAGUCUGGGACAGGGAAGUCCAGCUUCAUCAAUGCCAUACGGGGUUUGCAGGAUGAGGAGGAAGGGGCUGCCACUACUGGGCCGGUAGAGACAACCAUGGAGAGAACAAAAUAUGAACACCCAAAGCUUCCCAAUGUGACAUUAUGGGACCUUCCUGGCAUAGGGACCACUAAAUUUCCGCCUCAUGAGUAUCUGGAGAAAAUGAAUUUUAGGGAGUAUGACUUCUUUAUCAUCAUCUCUGCUACCCGCUUCAAAAGCAAUGAUGCACAACUGUCUUCAGCAAUUGAAAAAAUGAAGAAGAAUUUCUACUUUGUUCGAACUAAAAUAGACAGUGAUUUGAGGAACGUAAAAAGGUGUCAACCCAACAAAUUUAAUGAACAAGAAAUCCUGGAACAGAUCCGCAAUGACUGUGUGGAUAAACUUAAAGAGGCCAAUGUGAGUGAUCCUCAGGUCUUCUUAAUCUCCAGCUUUGAGUUGGCUGACUAUGAUUUCCCAAGGCUGGAGAGUAUCCUUCUGAGGGACCUCCCAGAGCAUAAGCGCCACAUCUUUAUGCAACACCUGCCGAAUAUUACUGAGGCCACCAUUGACCGUAAGAAGGAUUCCCUGAGACAGAAGGUCUGGCUGGAGGCCAUGAAGGCUGGAGCAUCGGCCUUUGUCCCUAUGAUGGGUUACAUCAGUGGUAACGAUAUGGAGACUUUAAAGGACUCUUUAACCCUCUACAGGGUUUUCUUUGGGCUGGAUGACUCAUCCCUGAAAAUCAUGGCCAAGGACUUGGAUGUAUCGGUGGAGAAACUCAAGGAAAACCUUAAGUUUCCCCAUUUGCUAUCAGUUGAGAAGGAUGAGGAAUCCUUAGGAGAAAAACUGCGGAGAUAUGUGGAAAAAUUCUGCGCUGUUAGUGGAGGACCCAUUGCCUCUGGUAUUUACUUUAAUAAGAUUUUCUACCUUCAAAAUUUUGUCCUUGAGACUGUGGCGAGUGAUGCAAAAGUUCUUCUUAAAAAACAGAUUUCUAAGGACUUUGAGGACUCUGGGCAAGCCUGUUUACCUCAGGAUGUUGGGAAUGAAAAUGGGAAAAGUAAGACAGCCAGCUCCUGAAUUAUUCUCAGUGCUGCUAUGGCACUGGUGCCUGGAAAGAUGACUUAGGGCUUCCUUUAAGCAUUCUGACCCACUGCCCUCAAGGGUAUCACAGACAUUUCUAUAAUACACUCUUAAUAAACCACUAACGUAAUGACUAUUAUUUGACAGUGAGAGCAAUGAGCUCUAAAGAAUCCUUCCUUUGUAUGAUUGUUUUGGGAAAAGUGAAGGACAGUAAUCUGGAAUUUUCUGAUUAGUGGAGAGAAUAACUCUUUGUGUGAUGGUUACUUCAUACACAGCACCGGUCUUUCUAUUGACAUACUAGUAAAAAAUGGCUAUGCACAGAGUGGGCUCUGAAAAUGAAUUUUGAAAUAAACGCAUGCAUAGUGCA
Messenger RNA from Lutra lutra (Eurasian river otter), 3632 nucleotides. RefSeq names its product T-cell-specific guanine nucleotide triphosphate-binding protein 2-like. Gene Ontology annotation, cellular component: endoplasmic reticulum membrane. The record is from RefSeq and is a predicted model, not a curated record. The transcript is spliced from 4 exons. Gene Ontology annotation, molecular function: GTPase activity; GTP binding. Gene Ontology annotation, biological process: defense response; cellular response to interferon-beta. Bases 1946 to 3262 code for a protein of 438 amino acids. Lineage: Eukaryota; Metazoa; Chordata; Mammalia; Carnivora; Mustelidae.